AUGUAUUUCGUGUUUCAUGAUUAUUUUGAAGAAUACCCGUACUGCUCAUGUUUGUUACGACUUUUCAGGGCCAUUUGGAGCACAUUCAUGAUUGCGCAAGUUCGGGAUGCGUUUGUGGAUGCUUUGGAGCUUAAUUGGAGUCUAGACCAAGGAGGGAUGCCGGGAAAUGAUCAAGAACUGCUUGGAAGGAGAAAUGACAAUCAAAAGAGCCAAAAAUUAGUAACAUGUGAUCGCAGGUAUGCCCUUGCUAUUGCAGGUUGGUUAAUUUGCAUCGAAAUGGCAACGUACUUCAUUAAAAAGUCUCGUGACUCGUUUCGGGUAAAACCUGCAAUCGCAAGUUGUCCCUUUGCGAUCGCAGAGGCGAUGUUCAGAGGUUUACAAGUGAAGAACGCAAAUCUUUCGAUUCUAAUUCAUAGUUUAGUAAGAUUUAUCGUUUAG
This is a messenger RNA of Lactuca saligna, 438 nucleotides long. The record is from the annotation of a GenBank genome assembly. Lineage: Eukaryota; Viridiplantae; Streptophyta; Magnoliopsida; Asterales; Asteraceae.